GCACUGCAGCUACAUAAAUUUGUCCAACGCGACGGCGCCGGGCGUCCCCCCCUCCUCUGCUUCGUCGCAGCUUCGCAAUCCUCAAUUAAAAACCACCAACUCCCCCAGACCACUUCCCGAUUUAAGCCGCCCUCCGACGAGCGGCCAUCGGAGAAGGAGCCCGGGAAGCGGUCAAGCGGAGACGGAGACGGAGACGGACGGGUAUUGAUCGGCUGGUCGCAUGGCGGAGGCUCGCAAGUUCCUGAUGCCCAACCAACCUCCAGAUAUUUCGCAGAUGCUGUUGGACGCUAGAAGUCGAUGGCUUCGACCUACCGAAAUCUGCGGAAUACUCUCAAACUACAAGUUGUUCUCCAUUGCGCCAGAGCCACCAAACAUGCCUCUAAGUGGUUCUCUUUUCCUCUUUGAUCGCAAAAUAUUGAGAUACUUCAGAAAGGAUGGACACAACUGGAGGAAGAAAAAGGAUGGGAAGACUAUUAAAGAAGCUCACGAGAAACUAAAAGCUGGCAGCAUUGAUGUACUACACUGCUACUAUGCCCAUGGGGAGGAAAAUGAGAACUUCCAAAGAAGAACCUACUGGCUGUUGGAAGAGGAUUUCACACACAUUGUUCUUGUACACUACCUUGAAAUCCAGGGCGGCAAGCAAAGUUACAAUCGUGUGAAAGAUGAGACAAUGCAGGGGUUAAAUGCUGAUAGUCCCUCGUGUUCAAAUUCUAUCACUAGUCAGAACCAGGUGGCUGCUGAAAGCCCAAUAAGUGGACAGAUGUCUGAGUAUGAAGAUGCUGAAUCAGCAGAUAAUUUCCGAGCAAGCUCCAGAUACUACCCUCUCACUGAGGUGCAGCAACCUUUGGAUGGAGUCAUGAUGGAUAAGAUGUUAUACUCUUCUGCUUCAACUAUUGGUAGUAGUCAAGGUCAUCAUCGUGAACUGCUGCCAAGAACAGCUAAUUUAGAUAAUCAUUCAUUUGCUCGCUAUGACAUAGAUAGAUUGUUUGAUGAUGACAGCACUGGAGUAAGAGGCAUUUCCAGAACUCUGUUUGAUACAGUGCCAUUUGAGGAACCCUUCGGUAAUUAUCCAGCUGGGUUCACUGAGCCAACACUUCAUUCUUCAUUUGCCACCAUAGAGGCUAACAGUCUGGAGGAUAACUCUUGCCUGGAGACAUUUAUAUCUGAGGCUCUGUACACUAAUAACCUCAGCCAGAAGGAAGCUGAUGCAUUGAGCUUUGCAGGCAUGGCAUCAUCUGAGAUGAAUAACAAUAGAUAUACAGAAGGAAGCAUCAAACAUCCACUCUUGAGGCAGUCAUCAUUAGACCUAUUUAAGCUUGAGUGUACUGGUUUGAAGAAACAUGAUAGCUUUUCAAGAUGGAUGAGUAAAGAACUUCCAGAGGUGGUUGAUUUGGACAUCAAAUCCAACUCUGAUGCUUUCUGGAGUAGUAUUGAGACUGUGAAUGUGGCUGAUGGCUCUAGUAUGCCAACUAAUGAACAGCUAGAUGCUUAUGCAGUGAACCCUUCACUUUCUCAAGACCAACUAUUCAGCAUCCUUGACGUUUCACCAAGUUGUGCAUAUAUUGAUGAAAAAACAAAGGUUUCAGUUACUGGUACAUUCUUGGCAAAUAAGGAGCACAUGGAAGAUUGUAAGUGGUCGUGUAUGUUUGGGGAUGUUGAAGUACCAGCUGAGGUUUUAACGGACGGCACCCUACGCUGCUAUGCACCAGCACAUCAAUCUGGUAGAGUUCCCUUUUAUGUGACCUGCUCAAACAGGGUUGCUUGUAGUGAAGUGCGAGAAUUUGAGUAUAGAGAUUCUAACUACCAGUACAUGGAGACCUCUUACUCUCAAACCAAUGGUAUAAAUGAAAUGCACCUACAUAUUCGUCUUGAGAAGCUUCUUUCUUUGAGGCCAGAUGACCACCAGGUGCUUGUUUCAAGCAGUGGGAAUGAGAAACAUGAGCUAAUCAAUGCUAUUAAUUCCUUAAUGCUUGACGAGAAAUGGUCAGACCAGGGAUCACUAGCUGAUGGGAAAGAAGUCUUCACUGCAAGGGACCAAAGUUCAAAGAAAUUUGUGAAAGACAGGCUUCACUAUUGGCUCAUCUGUAAAGUAAACGAUGAUGGGAAGGGUCCAAAUGUACUGUGCAAGGAAGGACAGGGUGUAAUUCAUUUGGUAGCUGCACUGGGCUAUGAUUGGGCUAUAAGACCCAUAAUUGUUGCUGGUGUCAAUGUGAACUUUAGGGAUGCUCAUGGAUGGACUGCACUUCACUGGGCUGCAUCAUGUGGAAGAGAGAGGUCGGUUGGCAUUCUUAUGGCAAAUGGAGCUGCAUCAGGUGCAUUGACAGAUCCUUCUUCUGAAUUUCCUUCUGGAAGAACCCCAGCAGAUUUAGCCUCAGCAAAUGGACACAAGGGCAUUGCUGGUUUUCUUGCGGAAUCUGCUUUGACAAGCCAUCUGUCACAACUUACUAUAAGAGAAUCAAAGGAUAGCGGUGUGCAAGAAGUUUGUGGAUUACCAGUCGCUGAAGAUCUCACUGAAACUAAUUCUUCACAGCUUGCCUUAGAUGAUUCUCAUGCUGAAUCACUAAAAGGUUCAUUAAGCGCUGUUCGUAAAUCCACUCAAGCUGCAGCUAGGAUAUUUCAAGCCUUCAGGGUGGAGUCAUUCCACAGAAAGAAGGUUGUGGAAUACGGAGAUGACGAUUGUGGAUUAUCUGAUGAACACACACUUUCACUUGUUUCUCUUAAAAAUGUCAAACCUGGACAUCAUGAUACACAUUUACAUUCUGCUGCUGUUCGUAUCCAAAACAAGUUCCGAGGAUGGAAGGGAAAACGGGAGUUUAUGAUCAUUCGCCAGAGGAUUGUCAAGUUACAGGCUCAUGUGCGAGGACAUCAAGUGAGGAAAAGCUAUCGAAAAGUCAUCUGGUCAGUUGGCAUUGUCGAGAAAGUUAUACUGAGGUGGAGGAGAAAGAGACGUGGUUUGCGUGCAUUCCAAACUGAGAAGCAGCUCGAAGGUCCAUCGCAGAUCCAACCUGCCAAUGCAGAAGAUGAGUACGAUUUCUUGCAAGAUGGCAAAAGGCAGGCAGAAGCCAGACUGCAGAGAGCGCUUGCCCGUGUGCACUCCAUGGCUCAAUAUCCAGAAGCAAGGGAACAGUAUCAAAGGCUCACGACCUGUGUGGCUGAAAUGCAACAGUCUAGGGUGAUGCAGGAUGAGAUGCUAAGCGAGGCAGCUGGCGCCGAUGGGAGUGAUUUCAUGACCGGGCUGGAGGACUUGAUCUGCAGAGACGAUGCGCAGAUGCCCGCUAUUUGGUGAUAUUUUGAAGUCAAACAUUAGGUCAGAUUGCUGGCUGCGUAGCUUGUAGUUCGUCGAGCCACUAUAGUUUUGUAAAUUAUUUUCCGCUGGUGGUUCGCCGCUCACUGUUUAACCCAGUUAUUAACUUAUUCUACUGCUUUGCUGUAACUCAGUGCACUGGUUUUACUAGUAGAAGUACUUUCAGCGCUCUUUCCAGAAGGGUUGGUUUGGAUGCUCUUCGAAUGGAA
Molecule: messenger RNA, 3513 nt
Organism: Brachypodium distachyon (stiff brome)
Lineage: Eukaryota; Viridiplantae; Streptophyta; Magnoliopsida; Poales; Poaceae
Product: calmodulin-binding transcription activator 3
Exons: 13
Coding region: 221-3286 (1021 amino acids)
Biological process (GO): regulation of transcription by RNA polymerase II
Cellular component (GO): nucleus
Molecular function (GO): transcription coregulator activity; double-stranded DNA binding; protein binding
Source: RefSeq, a predicted model, not a curated record